This is a messenger RNA of Penicillium soppii, 1824 nucleotides long. RefSeq names its product chromatin structure-remodeling complex subunit RSC7. Gene Ontology annotation, cellular component: nucleus. The transcript is spliced from 3 exons. The record is from RefSeq and is a predicted model, not a curated record. Gene Ontology annotation, molecular function: chromatin DNA binding. Bases 1 to 1824 code for a protein of 607 amino acids. Lineage: Eukaryota; Fungi; Ascomycota; Eurotiomycetes; Eurotiales; Aspergillaceae.
AUGCCUCGAAAGUCAAGGGCAGCCGCCCAGGCCGCAGCCAAAUUAAUCAAAAAUGUCCCAGUGCUUCCUGAUGGAUCUGACGAGGAGAUGCUUGAUUUACCUUCCUCCCAUGAAUCCUCCCCCGUAGCUGAGCCUCGGGACUCUCCCGAAAACGACCCUGACGUUGAACCCGAAGCUGAACCCGAAGCUGAAGCUGAGAAUCAACCUCAAUCGCAAGCUGAGCCCGAAGCUGAAGCUGAAGGCACACAAGCCGAGGCCAGCGCAACACCUGGUACCCCUAAGGUCGAUGAGGAAUUGAGUACCGCAACCCCCGCAGAAGACUCGAUCCUCGAGUCAGCUCCCACUCCAACUCACGGACCUGGCCGUCCCGGUAUCUACCCACGCGGCAAGCGUCGCAUCGGUCGUCCCCCCAAGAACCCACGACCUAUUGAAUACGAGGCAGACGGCGAAACACCAAUCCGAGUGACCACACCCGCCAAACGCCGCCGUGGUCGCCCUGCUGCCAGUGGAGGACGUUGGGCGCGCAACCGUGGACCUUCUCACCUCACUCAGGUCCCCGUCGACAAAGAAGGAAACAUGAUGGAUGUCAUCAACGACGAGGUGUCGAUCCCGCCGGACCCAAUUGGCGCCACCAAGGUCGAUGAGAAUGGCCACCUGCAAGGCGGACGAGAGUACCGUGUGCGUACCUUCAAGAUCCUGGGCCGUGGCGAUCGCCUCUACAUGUUGUCGACGGAGCCGGCUCGCUGCAUUGGUUUCCGUGACUCGUACCUUUUCUUCCAGAAGCAUAAGAUGCUUUACAAGAUUAUCAUCGAUGACGAUGCGAAGCGCGAUCUAAUCGAGCGCGACCUCAUCCCGCACUCCUACAAGGGCCGGGCCAUCGGUGUUGUUACUGCGCGCUCUGUCUUCCGCGAAUUCGGUGCAAAGAUUAUCGUCGGCGGCAAGAAGAUUACCGAUGACUACGAUGAAGCUGUUGCCCGCGAGCGCGGCGACGUUGAGGGCGAGCUGGCCGUUCCGGAAGAUAGAAUUCCUGGACCUGGAGAAACUUACAACCGUAACCAGUAUGUCGCCUGGCAUGGUGCAAGCAGUGUCUACCACAACAAUGCGCCUUCCGUCCCACUUGUUGGUGGAAAGCCAAUUGAUCCCAAGAGACGCCGUGCCCCAGUCACUGAUGAUAACUGGAUGCUUGAGCACGCCCGUGCUGCUAGCUCCUUCAACCAUAAGCUCGCUGAUAUGCGCCGAGCUAAUCUGAAGGGCGUCUACGAUGUGCACACCAACAUCAUGCAAGUCCCGAAGAUCAUGCAGCCCACCCACGUCCGCUGGGAGCGUAUCCCCCCUGCGCCAGAGGGAUCCACCGCAGCCGGUUUAACGACCAACAUGAACUCACUGAACAUCAACAAAGGCUCUCCCUCAGAAGAGGCCAACCCAGCCGCACCCGAAACCAACGAAUCUCAUGACCCCGCCGACGAAUCCGCCCCUGGUGAGACCAAAAAACUCGCUAGCAUUUUUUCUCCCGUUCCCGCCAAUAUCCACAGUCGCUACGUUGUCCAAGACAUUGCCUACGAAUCCCCGCAGUACUCCAACAUGGGCGUUCCAGGCCCAGAUGGCGACGUACACGACAUCGGUCCAAAUGGGAUGGUCAGCGUCGCGAACCCCACAAACCCCGAGUUUAUGACUCCCGAGAUCCUCGAGCUCCUCCCACCAGAGUGCAAGGAAGCCCUGGUCGACGCCUGCGCUCGUGAAGUCGAGUGGAAGUCCAAGUGGCGCACCGAGACCGAGGACGGGCUCCGUACUCAACCUACCAAGAGCUACGCCUGGUACCCUUAG